CUCUUGAAUGAGUAUCAAAUCAAUGACUGAUCUUGCUGAGCUCCAACUUCACCUACGUGAUGAACAUGUCCACUUGGGGAUACUCAAACAAAAGCUGCGCAAAUGCCAAAUACUCUCAAUGUCAACCAACGACUUCACUUUGGGUGAAGCUGAACCUGCUAGUAAUCCAGGUCACCCGCCUGACAAUUCAAACUCGGAGGCAGAAGCUCUACAUAGUCCAUCUUCUACAUGCGGGAACUCAAUGGACGACAUAAUCAUAGAUGAAGACCCAGAGGUUGUGACAUUCGGACAAAUACAUGUAUCAAUCUCUCAGCUAUUCAACUUCGAGGAUACAGCUUGGAUACAGGAACUUGAGCUAUAUGACCUGGUUAGUCUGGAUGCUCCUGGUGAGUUAGACGAGUCUUUGGACAUGGACACUUUCAAGGAGUCUGUGCUGACUUCGGCACCAUGAUUUUUGGGAUAUAACUUAUAUAUUUCAUGUAAUAUAGAUACACACUGUCUGUCUAAAUAUGCCCUCUUUGCUCUUUCAAAA
Messenger RNA from Serpula lacrymans var. lacrymans S7.9, 532 nucleotides. RefSeq lists its product as uncharacterized. The coding region runs from base 8 to 451 and encodes 147 amino acids. The transcript has 3 exons. The record is from RefSeq and is a predicted model, not a curated record. NCBI's taxonomy places the organism in Eukaryota, Fungi, Basidiomycota, Agaricomycetes, Boletales, Serpulaceae.